This is a messenger RNA of Fundulus heteroclitus (mummichog), 2497 nucleotides long. It is a transcript of the gene man1a1, whose product is annotated as mannosidase, alpha, class 1A, member 1. NCBI's taxonomy places the organism in Eukaryota, Metazoa, Chordata, Actinopteri, Cyprinodontiformes, Fundulidae. The transcript is spliced from 13 exons. Gene Ontology annotation, cellular component: endoplasmic reticulum; extracellular exosome; Golgi membrane. The record is from RefSeq and is a predicted model, not a curated record. Gene Ontology annotation, biological process: N-glycan processing; carbohydrate metabolic process. Gene Ontology annotation, molecular function: calcium ion binding; mannosyl-oligosaccharide 1,2-alpha-mannosidase activity. The coding region runs from base 219 to 2081 and encodes 620 amino acids.
CUCGGUCUGUCUGCGGAGAGGCGGCGGUAUGGACGGCAGCUUCUUCACGCAACUUUUCAACGGAGACUUUAAAGCGUCCUUUUUUCGCUCUAGUCCACUUAUAUGACUUAGGAAUGGGGUUGUAAGAGGAGUACAGCAAAGUUGAGCCCGACGUGACCGCUUAAAAUCUUUUUGUUUUCUUUUUAGUUCGACUUGUCAGAGGAGAAAGGGGGGGAAAAAUGCCAGUUGCAACUCUUCUACCUUUCACCGCUCCGCCGAAUAGGAAGUCCGCCAGCCCGACUUCUUUCAGGCUGACGGAGAAAUUCAUUCUGCUCCUGGUGUUCAGCGCUUUCAUCACCCUCUGUUUCGGGGCUAUCUUCUUCCUGCCGGACUCGUCGAAGCUCCUCAGCGGAGUUUUCUUCCGCUCCCCGGCCGUGGAGACCAACACCCGCACCGGUCCGGAGAGCAGCUACUCGGGCUCGGCGGCGAGCGACGACCGGGUCCUGGCCAAGAUCAAGAAGGACCACGAAAAGGCGCUGCUGGAGGCCAAGGACACGCUGCAGAAGCGACCCGAGGAGAUCGAGCGGGACAUAAUGAACGACAAGAAGAAGGUUAACAGCGCGGGUCAGGCCGGGGACGAUGGGAAUAAAAUACCUUUCAUUGAGUACCACCGCCCGCCCGGGGCGACGGGACACGAACCGCUGGACCCCGAAACUAAGGAGAGACGGGCGAAAAUCAAAGAGAUGAUGAAGCACGCCUGGGACAGCUACCAGCGCUACGCCUGGGGUUCCAAUGAGCUGCGGCCGGUCUCCAAGCAGGGCCACUCCAGCAAUCUAUUUGGGAGUAUAAAAGGCGCAACAAUCGUGGAUGCUCUGGACACCCUCUAUAUCAUGGAGAUGUUUGACGAGUUUGGUGUUGCUACAGAGUGGGUGGAGAAAAACCUGGACUUCAACAUGAAUGCAGAAGUGUCUGUGUUUGAGGUCAACAUCAGGUUUGUUGGAGGUCUGCUGUCGGCCUACUACCUGUCUGGGAAAGAGGUGUUCCGUAGGAAGGCGGUGGAGUUGGGUGAAAAGCUGCUGCCAGCCUUCAAAACGCCCACAGGCAUCCCCUGGGCUCUGCUCAACCUCAAGAGCGGUGUUGGCAGAAACUGGCCUUGGGCCUCAGGGGGGAGCAGCAUCCUGGCAGAAUACGGCACCCUGCAUCUGGAGUUCAUGCAUCUCAGCAAACUCUCCGGAAAUCCAGAGUUUGCUCAAAAGGUCAUGAACAUCAGGAAAGUGCUGAAUCGUCUGGAGAAACCUCAGGGACUUUAUCCCAACUACCUGAAUCCAAACAGCGGCCAGUGGGGCCAACAUCACGUGUCUGUGGGCGGCCUCGGCGACAGUUUCUAUGAGUAUCUGCUCAAAGCCUGGCUGAUGUCAGACAAGACGGACGAGGAAGGAAAGAAGAUGUACUAUGACGCCCUCCAGGCGAUAGAAACCAACCUGAUGAGGAAGUCGAGCGGCGGGCUGACCUACAUAGCCGAGUGGAAGGGAGGUCUGCUGGAGCACAAGAUGGGCCACCUGACGUGUUUCGCCGGCGGCAUGAUCGCUCUGGGCGCCGACGGGGCCCCCGACGACAAGACGGGCCACCAGAUGGAGCAGGCGGCGGAGAUCGCACGCACCUGCCACGAGUCCUACGCCCGGACAGCUUUGAAGCUGGGUCCGGAGGCUUUCCGUUUCGACGGCGGAGUGGAGGCCAUCGCCACGCGGCAGAAUGAGAAAUACUUCAUCCUUCGCCCGGAGGUGAUCGAGACCUACAUGUACAUGUGGAGAUUCACCCACGACCCCAAGUACAGAGAGUGGGGCUGGGAGGCCGUCCAGGCCUUGGAGCGCCACUGCAGAGUAGAGGGAGGCUACAGCGGCGUCAGAGACGUCUACGCCUCGUCUCCGAACCACGACGACGUGCAGCAGAGCUUUUACCUGGCCGAGACGCUAAAGUACCUUUACCUGCUCUUCUCUGACGACGACCACCUACCCUUCGAGCACUGGGUCUUCAACACCGAGGCUCACCCUCUGCCCAUCAUCAGGAAGGAGAAAAUGGACACGCACAACGAAGUGGAGUAGCGGAGGCCUCAGAGACGAGUGCGUUCAGCGUCACGCCGACAUGGACUCCUAUUUCACCUCCAACCGUACAUCAGCCAGACAGCCGACGUUCUCCUUUCACAGCUUCCAAUGUGUGAAAACAGCCUCAGAAAUGUAAAAAAAGAAAAAAAAAGAAACGAGGAAAAACUCGUUUGCUCAAUCAUUUCAUUUCACGUUCGUAUGCGGUGUUUUAAUUUCAUGGGGAAAUUUGAUUUAUUGUGGUAAAUAUAAUUAUUGUUGAUAUGAAAUGUAAAUAUUGCAUUGCGGCGGAUCAGCCGUUUAGCAUUUAUAUAAAGAUUCUUCUGAAGUUAUGGAAUAAAAUGAUAUUGAACAGCAGACUUUUUAAAUAAACUAUAUUUGUUACACUUCUAUUGUGAAUAAAACAUCUUUUAAUAAGU